AUGAACAACCACCAACCACCAACCGCCUGGCAUUCGGGACGCAGGAACCCAGGAAAUCGACGUGAAGACAGCGAGGAGAAGGAGAAGACUGUCAUACCAGGAAUGGCCACUGUUGUCAUUCAGGAGCCAUACUUGCGGUCACCCGUUCUCCUCGCUCUUUGA
Uncinocarpus reesii 1704 is the source of this 162-nucleotide messenger RNA. RefSeq lists its product as uncharacterized. The record is from RefSeq and is a predicted model, not a curated record. The transcript has a single exon. NCBI's taxonomy places the organism in Eukaryota, Fungi, Ascomycota, Eurotiomycetes, Onygenales, Onygenaceae. Bases 1 to 162 code for a protein of 53 amino acids.